Messenger RNA from Linum tenue, 3002 nucleotides. Lineage: Eukaryota; Viridiplantae; Streptophyta; Magnoliopsida; Malpighiales; Linaceae. The record is from the annotation of a GenBank genome assembly.
GGAAAAGUUCAUCAUCUCUACGACCCUUCCUGGGGCCGUCGCGCCAACAACCCUUCUCCUUUCAAUGACAGCCGUCCGCCGUUCGUUUCACAAAUAUUUUUCUACUCACACCCUGCCCCGAGAAAUAAAUACGAGCAGAAAAAAGAUAUUUCUCACUUUCUACUUUCCAGAUCCCCACCGGCAUUUCUCCGCCACACAAACUACCGCAUUCUCGACCGAGUUCAAGAAAGAAGCUGAAUCGAAACAAUGCUGCUGCGAAGCUCUUCAACCCCAGUUCUAGGGUCCCUUGUUUCGUCAAUCAACGAUGGCGGUCCGAAUGUUAUUAACCACCAUGAGAGCAGCAGCUGCAGUCCAGGCCUGUUCAAGCAUCAGCCCGGCUUUUCCAAGUUCCCCAGCUACCAUUCCUCUCCCAGCAUGUCCCCCGACCCUUCUUCCCUAGGUGGGUUCCGCCGCUCUCGGUCCGACGGGAACUUGGAAGCGCUGGCGACGUAUGAUUCCGGCGGCAACAGCAACAAGUACGCAGACGUGGAAACCCACAUCAGCCCUCUUCCCCCGCGGUUCCCAGUGGGGAAACCCGCCAGGUGUUUCAUGUUGGAGACGAUUCCUUCCUUCUCGUUUUACAACUCGAGGUACCAUUACGAGGAAGAUGAGGAGGAGGAGGAAGACAGCGAGGAUGUGGAAGAUGAGGAGGAACCCUACGACGAGGGGAUUUCUGCUGGAUUGGGAUUGAGUGAGCAGAUGGGGAAGAUGGGUUUGAGUGAUGGGAAGGUGAAUGUUAUGGAAGUUGGUUACUAUAGGGAUGAGAUGCAUAUUGCGAGAGGCCUUGGCAUUGAGCUGCUCCCCACUUACCCUGGUGGCGGAGGUGGUGGUGAUGGUGGUGGUGGUGGCAGCGGCCGUGGUGGCAUUGGUGGCGGUGGAGGAGGAUAUACUCCGGCGGGUGGAGAUGGUGGAGACAUGCGAGGGACAGAGGAUUACUACAAGAGAAUGGUGGAGGACAACCCUGGCAACCCUUUGUUCUUGAGGAACUAUGCUCAGUUCUUGCAUCAGACUAAGAAAGAUAUGAAGGCAGCAGAAGAGUACUACUCGCGAGCAAUCUUGGCCGAUCCAAACGAUGGGGAGAUUCUGUCUCGGUAUGCAAAAUUGAUAUGGGGGCUUCACCGUGAUGAAGACAGAGCCUCUGCCUACUUUGAACGUUCAGUUCAAGCUUCCCCUCAAGAUAGCCAUGUUCAUGCUGCAUAUGCGAGCUUUCUGUGGGAAGCAGAGGAAGAUGAGGAUGAAUGUGGUGGUGCUCAAGAAAUGGAUGCAAUCGCAGCGCCUCAACGAUUUCACCAGGGUUCCAUGGCUUCUGCAGGAGCUUAAGGGAGCCGCUCUGCUUACUGCUUAGUUGGUAGCGUUUCAGGACCUGUGGAAACCAGAACGGAAAUGUAGUAUGUAUAUAGGAGCCUGAGAGGAAGUAAUCCAUGACGGUCAGACGAUUUGGAUGACAAGUGUAGAAUGGUAUAAGAGAGGGAAAUGAAAAUGGACCUUCCCUCGCCGUGUACGUUAUCUUUCCUUCAGAUUCAGAGCUCUCAAAGAACUUUGCUUCUCUUACCAGCCUUCUCCUUCCCUUUUCCCCAUCAACUUUCUACCACCAUAAUAGGGCUUGGCUAUCUAUGGCUUUGCAAUGUCAUGUGCAACAAAUCGAUCAACGCCGAGAUGGUUUGUCCAGUUCAUCCAUGUUGUAGUUCGUGAUGAAUCGAGCGUAACUCGUUCGAUACGAAUACGAAGAACUCAAAAGCUACCAUCAAAGACCUUGAGCUAGCCUAAAAACUGGGACUGAAGCAAAUGUGAUUUUUGACUACUCUGCAGCGAGAGUCUAGCUCCUGUUUCUCCAACGAAACGGCUCAACUUCGAAACGGUGCCGUUUUCCUGAAGAUUCUAUUCCACCUAAAACCCUCAUGCUUCCAAUAAAUCACUGAUAGAUCAGCUUGACCAAAACCCUUCCUCCUCGAACUCAGCUUUCGCGAAAUCCCUAGCCCCACCGCCUAAAUUUCACAAUCGCCGAUUACAUGGCCUCUCAGGCAGCCAGAGGCGGCAUUUCGCUCCCGGAGAGGCGUCCUGCGAAGCGUCAGCAGCAGGAUUCCGACACCAUCCUCGCGAAGCUAACGAACUCCGAAAUCGUCUCCAAGGGCAAGCGAGCCGCCUGCGACACCGCCUACGUCACCAAGAGGCUCCUCCGCAGCACCGGGAAGGCGGCUUGGAUCGCCGGAACCACCUUCUUGAUCUUGGUGGUGCCGUUGAUCAUCGAGAUGGAUAGGGACCAGCAGCUGACCGAGCUCGAGCUCCAGCAGCAGAGUUUACUCGGAGCGCCACCGAUUGGUGCGCCUCAGAAGUAGUGGUUGCGGCAGUGGCGCCUCUCAUUUGAGUGUCUGGGUCAGAUUGUUGUCUGAUGGUGCCCGUCGCAAUCAGGAGGAGGAAGCAAGCACUUGCAAGUUGCAGCUCAUUGUUACACCACCAAGUGCUUUGCUUAGUCUCUAGAGAAAUCAGUGAUAUGCUUUCCAUUCUACAGACAUGCUUUGGCUGCUUUUAAUUUAUUUAUUUAUGACUUGGCCUGUGUUUCAGUGCAAAGAGGGGAUCUUUUGACUCAAAACGUUGUCUGCAAUCUGAGUAGUUGCUUUAUGCAAAAUGAUUCAGUGGUUCGUGGGUGAAAGCUUCGAAAUGGUGAUGGCCCAUUUGUUUGCCUUAGCCAUUAAGGAGAAUGGAUGCUGAUGUUAUCUUAUCUACCACAGGAAGUAACUCUUUUUUUCCUACGCUAAUGGUUUUACAUUUUUCCCGAGCUCACCGUUUCAGCUCCCAACUUGCUUCCUGUGUCAGUCUAUGAACGGUCCUUGUGCUGCAGCGGUCGAGUCGUGGCCCCAAAAAAUGGUGGGACGAUUGAUUUGUUGUUCCUAUUUUGGAAUAUGCAAGCGAGCGAGAUGUGGACGUGGCUCCCUCUCCCUAUUAAUGAAUCGUUUAAACAAGCA